AUGGAAUCUACUUGUUAUGCCAAAGCUGCUGAAUUCUAUAGCUGUGCCAUUGCAAUUACCCUCGACAACGCUGUCUACUAUUGCAAUAGAGGGGCUGCAUUGAUCAAGAUUAAGAGGUUUCAUGAAGCUGUUGGUGACUGUUGUAAAGCUAUCAGCCUUAACUCUAACUACACCAAAGCUUACUAUCGCUUAGGUUUAGCCUACUCUGAACAAGGAAAAUACUUUGAUGCUAUCUGGGAUGGUUUCUUAAAAGUUUUGCAGCUAGAUCCCAGAAACAAAGCUGCCUUGACCCAACUUGAGCUAGCAGAAGGAAAAUUGAGUGAUCAACUUUCUUGGCUGGACGAUCAGCUUGAAAAGCUGAGGAAAAGUGGAAUGAUUACUCGAUGCCGGAAAGUGGAAAUCAAGGAAGGAACAGCACUGGUGUACAAAGGGAAAGCAGAAGAUGGUGAUUCUGAUAAAUUUGAGUUGGUUGAAGAAGACGACGUAGAUGCUUCCAACAUUGAAGAGACCAUGAGUAUUUCAGAAUUCAUCAACCUCUUUUCUCGUGCCAACAUAGCUCCAUAG
This is a messenger RNA of Prosopis cineraria, 564 nucleotides long. RefSeq lists its product as uncharacterized. Gene Ontology annotation, molecular function: protein binding; molecular adaptor activity. Lineage: Eukaryota; Viridiplantae; Streptophyta; Magnoliopsida; Fabales; Fabaceae. The record is from RefSeq and is a predicted model, not a curated record. Bases 1 to 564 code for a protein of 187 amino acids. Gene Ontology annotation, cellular component: membrane; TRC complex. The transcript has 5 exons. Gene Ontology annotation, biological process: post-translational protein targeting to endoplasmic reticulum membrane.